Messenger RNA from Durotheca rogersii, 1389 nucleotides. RefSeq names its product ClpP/crotonase. Bases 532 to 1389 code for a protein of 285 amino acids. Lineage: Eukaryota; Fungi; Ascomycota; Sordariomycetes; Xylariales; Xylariaceae. Gene Ontology annotation, cellular component: mitochondrion. Gene Ontology annotation, molecular function: delta(3,5)-delta(2,4)-dienoyl-CoA isomerase activity. The transcript has 3 exons. The record is from RefSeq and is a predicted model, not a curated record.
UACGUACCCUACCUUACCUAAGGGGAUACACGAGUUCGGUUACGUGCGGGACAAGGCUCGGUACCUUAGGUACCUGUUAAGUGGGUUAGGUACCUAGUUGGAAUUCAGCUGCCUGAAGACGGAGCGCAUGGCCAAAGCCGCGGUGUUAUCUCUCGAAUACACAACACCUGGUGUGGACUUCGCGCUAGAGUCUUGCACCGUUCUCUUAAGCGUCCGCCUGGUGGUGUUAGGUAAGCGUGCGGGCUGAGACCAUGACAACGACCCCGGUACCAGUGUAGGACGGAUCCCCGCCGAUAAUGGGGGUGCCUCGGCAACUCCCCAGGUACCGGCCAUGAGGAAUCUGGGGUGCCAUGCCAGUGGUCUACUACCUGCCUACGUCAAGAUACGACACUGGGAUUCCCUUCUCCUAUAACCCACCACACGAAACCGGAAUACACAAGAGGAUCUCGUAUUUCACAAAGGCGUCUCUAUAUCACUCAUAUCCGACAUAUAUCACACGUAGUGCACACCUCCCCGCUCGGCCUGCAAGCCAUGUCUCGAUUAACCGAAUAUUCCCAUUUCAAGCAUUUCGUCAUCUCCUCACCAUCUGAGCAUGUGGCCCAUGUCGAGAUCAACCGGCCAGCCAAGCUGAAUGCCUUCAUCGAAGAAAUGUGGAUUGAGCUUGGCAAGAUCUUUUCUCAGUUGUCCCACGAUCCAGAGGUCCGCGCCGUCGUCUUUUCUGGAGCUGGCGACCGAGCCUUCACCGCCGGCCUAGACGUGCAAGCAGCCAGUCAGCAAGGCCCCCUACAGCAGAGCGAGCCGGUGCAGCAGGAUGGAGCGAGACGGGCGACCAAGCUGCGACGUCAUAUCGUCGAAUUCCAGGACUGCAUUAGCCAGAUAGAGAAAUGCGAGAAGCCUGUGAUUUGCGUCAUGCACGGCAUCUCCAUCGGCCUGGCCAUCGACAUGUCUUCCUGCGCCGACGUGAGGAUCUGCUCGAAGGACGCCAAGUUUUCCGUCAAAGAGGUAGACAUCGGCUUAGCGGCAGACAUCGGUACUCUGAGCCGGCUGCCGAAAAUCGUCUCGAGCUUCUCCUGGGUCAAGGAUGUCUGCUUAACGGCUAGGGGUUUCGGGGCCGAAGAGGCUCGCGCUGUCGGGUUUGUGAGCCAGGUGCUGGACACGAAGGCGAAGGCCGUUGAUGCCGCCAUCCAGCUCGCCUCCCUGAUAGCCUCCAAGAGCCCGGUUGCCGUCCAGGGUACGAAGGAAGUGCUCAAUCAUGCUCGGGACAACAGCGUUGCGGACAACCUGAGGUACAUGAGUGUGUGGAACUCGGCUAUGCUCCAAUCCGACGAUCUGAAGGCGGCGCUGAAGUCGGGACUGACGAAGAGCAAGCCAAGGUUUGAGAAGCUAUAG